UAUUUUUGACAAAAUUGUAUUGGUGUUUUUAAGUACGAAUAUAAAAAAAAAAAAAAUGGAGAAAGUUGAUGUCGAUGAAAUGUGUUUGUGUUGAUAAACGAUUAAAAUGGCCGCCGUUUCGUUUCGAGUACAACAAAAAUUUGGUGCUUAUUGAUUCGUUUUUUUAAUUUCCAAAACAGAAAUUACGUUAAGUCUUCGUAUAAAUGGAUCGACUUGUGGAAAAACCUUUUUGUAAGUUUUGCACUGUAAAAUAAAGGACGUGAAUUUACCGCUAUGCUGUAGUAAGUACUGCCAGUGAUUUUUUUUAUUUGAAAAUUUAUAUUGUGAAUGUUUAUAAUGUCCCUUGUGCUCGUGAGUAUAUGAUAGUGAACCUUGUGAAAAAUUUUGUAAUAAAAUCAUAAAAUGAGCAAAAGAACCGGUCGUAAGCCAAAACGUGAACGUACGUCAAGGCGUCGUACUAGGCGGCAUUCGUCUACGUCUGAAACUUCAUCAGAAGAUGUGCCACCCCCUAAAGUUGGCAAAACCCGAGCUACUAGCAGAGUUGACGAGGGUGAAAGGAAGGUUGCACUUACGAUAAAACUGCCUAAGCCAGAAAGUAAUGAUUGCAGUGAAGAGAAUACCACUGGUAUGUGGAAAGUUGAGUGUUCCAAUGGAUCAGAUGGUGAUAUUCAGAAGUUAAAAAUUAGUUUGAGGCGUUCUCCUAAGGAUUUACUUAGAGAACAGGCUGCUGAAGCUAAAUAUUCAGCUGAAAGAAAAGAAAAAGAAGAAGCUGCAGGCAGUUCAACAAACACAUCUAUGUUGGAUGGUAGCGUUACAAAUUAUUUAGAACAGUUUUGUAGUACUGUGGCUAUUGAAGAAAGUGAACAAAACAUAGUUGAUUCUAGUGAACAAGUGCAAGUUAUCCCUCCCAAUGAACCAUCAUGCAAUCAAGAAAAUGAUGAUGACCAAAUUGACAGCGUUGAAGUUUCAUCUGAAUUCAUAACACCUGAUGAAGAACCUAUUGUAGAAAAUACCUCUACUGAUGAACAACUUAUUGAUGCAGUAGUUAGUGAAUCUAAAGUUGAAGAAAAAGAAAUUCACGAAGAAGUUGUAGAACCUGCUGCUAUCAUGGUAGAGUCAAUCAAUUCCAUUAAUUCAUCAAAAGAUUUUCCAGACUCUACAGUCCGUCCAUCCGUUGAUGAAUUUGAUGUAUCAGAACCUGUUUUAGAAGAAAAUUGUGUAACUAUUGGAGAAGUUAUUGAUAUUCCAAUAGCUUUAAAUGAAAAGAUUCAGGAUAUUGUACCAGAAUCUAUUGAAAGUGUAGUAAAUGAACCUGAAGUCUUAGAAACUGCAUCAAAUGUUGAGAUAAAUACAAUAGAUGAAAACCCAGUACAAGAAGAGUUCAAUAAACCUGAUUAUAUUAAUGAUUCAGAACAAAUGGAAGAUGUUGUACAAUUAACUGUUGAAUCACCAGAUUUAGUUGAUGAUGAAGAUCCUAAACCAAUUGAGGAAGAAACUAAACUAGUUGGAGAAGAAGAACCUAAACCAGUCUAUGAAGAAGAAUCCAAUUCAGUUAAUGUAAAUGAAAUAGAAUCUAAACCAGUAAAUGAAGAUGAAUCUAAAUUAGUAGAUAAAAAAGAAAUUACACCAAUUGAAGAAUCUUAUAAAGUUUUAUCAUCAGAUAUACCUAAUAUAAAACAGGUUGAUGGUGAAAAAGAAUUAAAUGAAACGCCAAAACAAUUGUCUUCACACCCAAAACGUAAAUGGGGCUCUUGUAAAACAAGAACACCUAUAACGAUAAGUCCUUUUACUUUAGGUACUAUAAUAGAAUCUAAUGGGGAUUCUAUUGCUGAUAAUGGUGAGUAUCGAUCAGAAGAAGGAGAAAUACAAAGGACAGAUUCAGAUGACGAACAAGAUGUUGAAGAAGCCAUGGAAAUUAACGACACUAUGUUAAUUGAUCACGAAGCGGUUGAUUACGAAGCACCAGAAGAAGAAGAGAAACCUUUCAUAGAUAACGAUGAUAAUAAAUCGGAUAAGUCAUUGGGAGAAGAAAUAAAUGAAGUAGAGACAAAAAAAAAAUCAUCUGUAAAGCGUACUACAACUACUAGUGUAAUUCGUAUUACAAACCUUGUCAGGCCAUUCACUGUGGGCCAACUAAGAGAUUUGUUGCAAAGAACAGGAAAAAUUGUUUCUAAUGGAUUUUGGAUAGAUACAAUUAAAUCCCAAUGUAUUGUUGAAUAUGAAAAUGAAGAUCAAGCCAUUGAAACUGUAUAUGCACUCAAUGAUUCCCAAUGGCCUUCCACCAAUCCAAAAUUUUUGAGAGUAGUUUUUACAAAUAAAGAAGAAUUAAAUAAAGCCCUGAGUGGAACUCAUCCAGACCGAUUAGAUAAACAAAAAGAGUCUAAAGUAGAAAAACUUAGAACACAGGUAGAAAAUCAUUUUAUUUUACGAGAAUGGGAUAGAGGUAAAUUGGAAGAUAUGAAUGGUGAAGAUGAAAAAGAUGAGAAACCUAUUAAAAGAAAAAUAUCUGACGAUCUUCAUACUAUAAAAGAUAAAAAAUUAAAGAAGGACGAAAAAGAUCUACAAGAUAAACAUAAAAAGUCAAAAACCAAAACACCAGAUCGUAUUCCUACAAAAAGUUUAGAUGAGCUUUUUCGGAAGACCAAAACUACUCCAACCCUUUAUUGGUCUCCACUUUCUAUUGAACAGAUUGCAGAGAAAGAAGACCAACGACGUAAACAUCUUGCAGAGAUGGAACGGUCUCAAAAGACUGACCGUAGGAGAAGAGAUAACCUUCAUUAUCCUAAGAGACGUUAGAAUUUAUGUAUUACAAGUAUUUUAUAUUUUAAAAAGAAUACCUACAUUUUAUACAAAUCGGUAAAACCUUUGAGUUUUGUCACCAUGUACCAAAGGGUUAACUCAUUACACAUAGUAAAAACCGCAUAAUUAUUGUAGGCUAAUUUUUUCAUAUACUGUAUUUUUUUUAGGGAUAUCACAAUCCACAAACUGUUUUUAUGAUAUUUUGAUUAUAAUUCGUCUUUACGUUAAAUAAUUUUAUUUAUCAUAAUAAAGACUGUAUAAAAUAAAAUUACCUACUGUUAUUUUUGUAUUUACUUGAUGUUUAAAUUUCAUAUUAGUUCAUUUUAUUGUUUAGAAAUAAUUUUGCCUUACAACCAGGUGUUGUGGUGUUUAUUAUGUUAGCAAUAACAUUAAUUUAUAUUUUUCAUGCUUGAAUUAACUCCUGAAAAAUUUAUGUGCAAACACUGUAUAAAAUGUUUUAAAAGCUAUUAAAGUUUAUAUUGAUCAGAAAAUAUAAAAAUAAUAAUAAAAAAUGACAAUUUAUGAACACAAUUUGGUUUAAUAUACAAUAUUUUACAGUUAAGUUACAAUUUAUGAAUGUUGGAAUUUUUUUUUUUUGUUUUCUUGGAUUCAUUUUAUUUUAUUAGUUUAAUUGUCAAACUUAAUAACAAAAGGACCAUGGGCUAUAUAAUAUUUAAAAAAGACUGAUUAUUGAUGUCAGGAUAAGAAAAGUUUAACAUGUUUAUUGGGUCAAUAUGGUUUUUUGUUUAUAUUAUUAAUAAUAUUGUUCACUAGUAUGAUAUUAAUGAUUGUAGACUUCAUAAAUACAGUUAUUGCAGCUUAUAAUUUUAAUCAAUAUAAUUGUACAGAAAGUAAAUUAUAUCAGAAUUAUAUUCCCAAUGUUUGCACUCUGUGCAUACUGAAUACCGAUCAUUUGGUAACUAUCGCCUUUACAUUGUAUUUUGUUAUAUUUUCUUAGAUAAAGUUAUG
Molecule: messenger RNA, 3768 nt
Organism: Myzus persicae (green peach aphid)
Lineage: Eukaryota; Metazoa; Arthropoda; Insecta; Hemiptera; Aphididae
Gene: Acn
Product: apoptotic chromatin condensation inducer in the nucleus
Exons: 2
Coding region: 403-2796 (797 amino acids)
Molecular function (GO): nucleic acid binding
Source: RefSeq, a predicted model, not a curated record